Messenger RNA from Paramisgurnus dabryanus, 1968 nucleotides. It is a transcript of the gene mxd3, whose product is annotated as MAX dimerization protein 3. Gene Ontology annotation, biological process: regulation of transcription by RNA polymerase II. Lineage: Eukaryota; Metazoa; Chordata; Actinopteri; Cypriniformes; Cobitidae. The record is from RefSeq and is a predicted model, not a curated record. Gene Ontology annotation, molecular function: DNA-binding transcription factor activity, RNA polymerase II-specific; protein dimerization activity; RNA polymerase II cis-regulatory region sequence-specific DNA binding.
GACGCGUAUGACGUGGCGAGCUGAGUCGUUUUCUGACUGUACUUCAAUAGAUCUCACUCUCGCUGUUGGCGGUUUCAAAAUAGCCCUGUUUGUGAAAAUGGAGAUAAAUACAUGCAACAUUCAAGUCCUCCUGCAAGCUGCUGAAUAUUUGGAGCGGAGGGAACGAGAGGCUGAGCACGGUUAUGCUUCAGUGCUGCCAUUUUACAGUAAUGCAUUGUCAGAUAAAAGAAAGAAACAGAAAUCCAAGGCUCAAUCACCCGGGAACAGCAGGUCUGUUCACAAUGAACUGGAGAAACACAGGAGAGCUCAGUUAAGAAAUUGUCUGGAACAGCUGAAGCAGCAGGUUCCUCUGUCAUCUGAUUCGUCGAGGAACACAACCCUGAACCUGCUUAGACAAGCACAGAGGCACAUCAAGAAACUGCAGGAACAGGACGAGCGUGCAGAGCUAAUGAAAGAUCGUCUGCGCUGGGAGCAGAGAGAACUGCGCAUAAGGCUGGAAAAACUGCAGGGUAACACGGAGAGGAUGCGCAACGACAGCCUCGGAUCAGCCAUGUCCUCUGAGAGGUCGGAUUCAGAGAGAGAGGACGUUGAGAUUGAUGUGGAAAGCAUGGUGUGGACUCUGGAGUCUGAUGGACUGAGCUCAUCUCAUGCUGACGUGGACCAUAGCUAUUCAUCCUCUGAUCAUAACUGGUUAUGACUGGAUCUGACCAUCCCAGACCUAGAGACAUUACAAAACGGUAUUAAGAGGAUGAGGGACAUCACAACAGCACUCAAAACCCGGAAUUGCCAUCAUGGCUGCAGAAAAGCCUUACACUUUUGAUAUUUUCAACCAUCUGACGCAAACGUUUUCACAGCAUGACUGGAAUUUUUUGUGUAGUGUAUUUUUCACAAAGUUGCAUUCUGGUGCUCCAGUGUGGUGUACACUCACACGAUUCAUGUGUAACAAGUAUGUUUUUCCAGACUAGUUGUGGUCACACGCUAGUUGUCUUCUAUUCAGCUAAUUCAGCUUAACUUCAGGGUCAGCCUGCAGUACAAAUGAGCUUGCACUUAAAUCUUUAUUAUCCGACUUAUUUAAUUUGUUCUUUAUUAUUCCUAAAGUCUUGAUACGUUGCACAAAGCAUACACAUGAGCACUUGCAAUGUCUUUAGAUAUGUGUUGUUCCCAUGAGGAUGAGUAAAAUUUUAAAGGGAUAGUUCACCUGAAAAUUGAAUAAAGAAAUUAAGCAUGAGGGUGAGUAAAUGAUGACAGAAUUUUCUUUUUUGGAUGAACUAUCUCUUUAAAUCAAUGCAUUUAAUUUUUGGAUAUUUUUUUCUAACGGAGUAAGAGGUGAGGCCAAUUCAAAGAUUAUGCUACAAUUCAUACUUUCUUGAGUUUGUUUCUGGGCAAAUUGUUGGGCUUUACCGGUAAAUGAUUCUUGUUUAACUGCUGUCUCGUAUCGCCACAACUGUUAAUUUUUUCUGCCUUUUCUUACUACUUUUUGGUUUACAUGAGUAAAUCAAAGAUGGUGCUAUUUGAAGAUUCAACAACAAGCUAUUAAGUUGAGCCCCAAACUAAAGCCAGAAAAACAUUAUAUAGUGAAGUGUUGUUUUUAUGAUUAUUUUUUAUUUCUACGGUAGAGAUUAAACAGUUCCCUUUCCCCUAAACAUGUUAGUUGGUGCUCAUGUGUGAGAAUCACACUUUUAUGUUGUUGUAGUAUUGACAAAAUACAUGGGCCGUAUUUGCAAACAAUUCAGUAUCUGUUCAUAUCUUCAUUUAUGCAAACCCAUGUUUUUUGUUUGAAGAUGUUUGUACAGUAAUUGUUUUAAUGUACACAGCAAAAUAUGUUUUGAACACCAAAAGCCUUAUGAAUUAUUCGUAUGUCAUUGGACCAAGAAAACCUUUGUAUUUAUGUCUCUCCUUGUACUCAUAUGUAGCAUUUUAUUCUUUUUACAAAAACAUUUUGUACAAAUAAAUAUUUUAUGUAUUUAA